CUGUUGAAUCUUGACAAAGACCACAGAAAUGAAUAGAGCACAAGACCCAGAAAAUGCUGCUAUUUUCAAGCAGUUUGAGGAAGCUUGUUCUGAUUUUCAGGUACCUGCAACUAGAGCAGCUGCUGAACAAGUCAUGACCCAAUUUCGUCAAAUCCCAAAAGUCUUGCCUGCUUGUCAAUACAUUUUAGAACAUGCACAAUCAUCCAUGGUUCAAUUUCAAGUGUCUUUAGCGAUCGGAGACAUUGCUGUUAGAGAAUAUACACUUUAUGAAAAGAGCGACUUACUUGGACUUAAGAAUUACAUGAUUGAAUACUGCCUUCAAAGACCCACAUUACCUAAAUAUGUACGUGAUCAACUUGUAUUAGCAGCCGCAUUGAUCACCAAGCGCAGUUUGUUUGACGUUUCAAAUGAGGAUAGAGAGUCCAUUAUGCUUCACAUUACACAGUUAUUACAAAUGGAAUCAGACAAUGCACAAGUUCUUGGGCUGGCCCUUGCGAAUGCUCUCGUCGACCAAUUCUCCAACACAAAAUCCACCACGAUUGGGCUUACUUGGGAACACCAUCAUAAUUGUAAGCUCUUUUUCGAAUCCAACCUUCUUUUACCUCUAUUCCAACAAGUCAUCACCAAACUUCACGGAUUUGUAUCCCAGGUGCAACAGCUGCCUGACAAUGUACCUGCUAUCCUUGUCGAAAUGUUGCUCCUGCUUGAAAAGAUCCUUCAAUGGGAAUUUGAGGCCACCAACAGCACACCCAUUUUGCCCGGCACAUUUGCCAAGGAGUCGGAUUUAGAUGAUUUUGAUAGAGAGGAUGGUCCUUCUUCUGCCAAAAAGACCUAUGUUGUUUUCCCCAAGAAUUGGCAACCUGUUGUUGGUAGCAGUGAAGUUUUGUGGUUGUUUUUCAUGACCUAUGCUCUUGUACAAGAUGAUGAUCGUUUAGGACAUCGUUGUAGACAAUGUUUGAUUCAACUUUCUGGAUUUCAACAAGAUUUUUUCAACAACGAUUAUAAUACGAUUAAAUCCUAUGCGACCACCAUGAUUCAAGGCAUUCGAAAGAUGAUGAACGAUAUUACUGUUUUCGGUACCAGUCCUGAUGCAUUAAGUGAGCAAGGACCUCAAAUGCUCGGUACAAUUCAAAUGAUUCGACGCUUAUUAGAGAAUGCCUCUCUUCCUAUUCUCUGUUCUAUCCCGGAUUUCUUUCAAUUCUUGAACGAAGUAGGUGUGAUCACCGUAAGUUGUUUAGCGGGUACUGUUACCGAUGUGGAUGAAGGUUGGAUCAGUGAGGCGUGUGAUGAGUGUCUUCAAACGUGGGUUAAAAUGGCCGACAUCGUUCAACCAAGUGAUCCUCGUGGAGGAGAUGCGAAAGCCGGAUUGACUGCUGAACAAGCCCAACACUUGACUCAAUAUAUGCUUCACGUCGCUUCUCAAAUCGUAGACACCUACAUCAAUACCCGUCUUGAGCGCGCCAAGAAUGUGUUGGAAGAGGAGGACGAAGAAGACGAAAUUGAUGCUGGAUUUAAGGAUUGGGAUACUUUUGCAGAUCAAUUGACAUGUAUUGGUACGUUGGGUAGAUUAAACCCUCAACCUUGUUUGCAGCGUAUCCAACAAUUGACGGUGGAGCGUUUUGAAAAUUUCAAGAGUUUCUUUACCAACAAUGGGAAUGGACAGGCGGAUUUGACAUUUUUACACGAACAACUUCAUUGGAUUAUAUUGAUUACGGGACAUAUUCUUGCGGAUACUGGAAAGGGGGAACAACCCAUGAUCCCAGAGUCCUUGAUGCAACUUUCGGGAUCUCAGCCAUUUGAGCAAGAUCAAGUCGUCAACCUUUCGAAUUUAUUUCUCCAAAUUUUCAAGUUCAGUUCCAGUUUCAGCUCCAAUUCAGUCGAGGCAUCCAAUUGUAGUCCUCGUGUUGCAGAGACACUUAUUUGGUACAUGGAACGAUGGAGUAAAUCUUACUUGUUGUUGGAUGAGAAUGAGUACGGUUAUAUCAGUCCAAAUAUUGCCAAGGCAUUUGGUAGACCUGGCCCCUCGGAUGGUCAAGGUAUUGCUAUUAUUGAUUUCUUUAUCGAGCAAAUGAAGACCAAUUUUAUCCUUUGGAAUGCGGAUCCUGAUGUCCUGAACCAACUUGUGAACUGGCUUCAUACCUGUGGUACAUCAAAUAAUCUUAAGCGUGGUUUAUUACAAUCGGCUCAGUUUCCUCAAUUGGUCCAAUUUGUCACACAUAAUCUCGAGCAGUUACCUGAAGUCGUGCAUAAUUCGCUCAUUCAAACCAUUGCUACCAUUUCUAGUUUUGCAGCUGACGAGACAACAAGAAAUAAUUAUUUUGGACUCAUGUUUAAAAUGAUUGAGGAUUGUUUGGGUGCGCUUUUACACCGUCCUGACUUUCAACAAUGCUAUCAACGGGGUGAGAUUAUUAACAAAGUGAUCAAUGCUUUAGAGAUGUUUGAUGGAUUAGCACUUGCAUGUCAAUACAACAAUACACAAACAAUCUUUACGUUUUGUUCCCGAUUUUUCGAGAGUUUUGUUCAAUUGAUGAAUCUGUAUAAACAAGCACCCGAAGUCCAACUGUCUAUUCUUCAAUUGUUUUCUGAUCUUUGUAAGCGACUUGAUUUUGGAUUGUUGAGUGGAGAGGAUAAACAAUUGCUGUUUGGUACGAUCAUUGAGAUCAUGAAGGUAUUUGGUGUAUCCAACGGAGGUAAAAAGAGAUUACAUUCACAGGAGGAGGAGGAGGAUAAACCUUAUGCGGAUAUCUCUACUGUCUUGGUCAUGCUAUCUAAUAUCAUGGCAUCGGGUAUGGAGGAUUUCAGUCGAAAGGAACAAAAUGCAUCUGAUGUUGCUGAUGUUGUACUUUUCGGUAUUAAUAUUGUGAUCCCCAUGAUUGAUAUGGAAAUGUUAAAGAUCCCCAGUGUAUGUCAGCAAUAUAUCCAACUGAUUUCUCACAUGAUUGAAGUGUUCCCCGACAAAUUAUCAGGCUUACCAACACCUCUAUUUAACAACUUGAUGGCCAGUUUAGAGUAUGGUAUCCGUCAUGAUAUAUCCGAUGUGAAUAUCCUUACAUUACAUGCGAUUGCGCCCUUAUGUAUCUGGGCGUACCAACAACAAAGCAAUGGAGUCAAUAUUGAUUUUUUGAAGGAAGCCCUGCAAAAGUUCCUGCAGGCAUUAUUAGACUGUUUGUUGUUCCAACAUUUAGAUACAAACGUUAUUGAUGCAGCAUCAGAUGCGUUACUUGCAUUAGUCUGCACACAAAGGGAUGUUUAUAUGGUGUUGGCAAAUCAAAUCAUUUCACAACAAUCUGCGGAAAUUCAAUCACGUUUAUUGUUGGCAUUUCAAAAAUUAGAUCAGGCAACACCUCAACAACCACCUAAUAGAAAUGUGCCUGGCUUUAAGGAGGCUUUGCUUGCUUUCUUGAUGGAUGUGCGUGCCGUCUUGCGUGUAAAAUAAAUAACCUUAUAUUUUUGUAAUAAAAGAUUUUUUUGAUUUUCGUUUUUUUAAAAAAAAAAAAAAAAA
Messenger RNA from Mucor mucedo, 3502 nucleotides. Its product is annotated as armadillo-type protein. Gene Ontology annotation, molecular function: nuclear export signal receptor activity. The transcript is spliced from 10 exons. The record is from RefSeq and is a predicted model, not a curated record. NCBI's taxonomy places the organism in Eukaryota, Fungi, Mucoromycota, Mucoromycetes, Mucorales, Mucoraceae. Gene Ontology annotation, biological process: protein export from nucleus. The coding region runs from base 29 to 3436 and encodes 1135 amino acids. Gene Ontology annotation, cellular component: nuclear pore; cytoplasm.